This is a messenger RNA of Eptesicus fuscus (big brown bat), 2766 nucleotides long. RefSeq names its product OTU deubiquitinase with linear linkage specificity like (gene OTULINL). NCBI's taxonomy places the organism in Eukaryota, Metazoa, Chordata, Mammalia, Chiroptera, Vespertilionidae. The transcript is spliced from 8 exons. Gene Ontology annotation, molecular function: cysteine-type deubiquitinase activity. Gene Ontology annotation, cellular component: cytoplasm. Gene Ontology annotation, biological process: protein linear deubiquitination. The record is from RefSeq and is a predicted model, not a curated record. Bases 131 to 1207 code for a protein of 358 amino acids.
CCGCCCUCCCCGGGCCCCGCGCCUCCCACCCCCGCCCGCCGCUGGGAAGCGAUCCCGGGCCGGCGGGCGGCCGCCGCGGCUACUGACCCACCGGCCGAGGCUCGGCGCCCGUCCGCAGCGCGCGGCCCGCAUGGCGGCGCAGAGGAGCCCCCCGCGGGCACGGGAGCGGGAGCGGGACCGGCCUGGCGCCCUGGCCUCAGGAAAUGACCAAGUUCACUCCUGGGCACUCGUCACUAGCCACGCCUUAGACACCGCGUGGGGAAUAGCGAAGGGGUCCGUGAUGUUGGCGGUUUCCUUUCUGGCGGCCGCCCUCUGCUACUUCCGAAGGCUGCACUGCCAUUUAGGGCACCGGCUGAAAUGGUGGAGUGGAUAUCUGCAAAGGAAAUUCAAAAGGAACCUCAGCGUGGAGGCGGAAGUCGAUGUACUCAGCUAUUGUGCCAGAGAAUGGAAAGGGGACACGCCCCGAGCCAAGCUGAUGAGGAAGGCUUACGAGGAGCUGUUUUGGCGGCAUCACAUUAAAUGUGUUCGACAAGUAAAGAGAGAUAACUACGAUGCACUGAGAUCAGUGUUAUUUCAGAUAUUCAGCCAGGGCCUUUCUUUUCCAUCCUGGAUGAAAGAAAAAGACAUUGUUAAGCUUCCUGAAAAACUGCUCUUCUCACAAGGUUGUAAUUGGAUCCAGCAAUACAGCUUUGGUCCUGAGAACUAUACAGGUUCAAAUGUGUUUGGGAAAUUGCGUAAAUGUGUGGAAUUACUGAAAACACAGUGGACUGAAUUCAGUGGAAUUAAAGAUUAUCACAAGAGAGGAAGCAUGUGCAACAUCCUUUUCUCCGAUGCCAUUCUGGAAUAUAAACUGUAUGAAGCUUUAAAGUUCAUCAUGCUGUAUCAGGUCACUGAAGUUUAUGAACAAAUGAAGAUGAAAAAGGUCAUUCCCAGUCUUUUCAGACUCCUGUUUUCCCGGGAAACGUCAUCCGAUCCUUUGAGCUUCAUGAUGAAUCACCUAAAUUCUGUAGGCGACACCUGCGGACUAGAGCAGAUUGAUAUGUUUAUACUUGGAUAUGCCCUUGAAGUCAAGAUAAAAGUGUUCAGACUGUUCAAGUUUAACUCCAGGGACUUUGAAGUCUGCUACCCAGAGGAGCCACUCCGGGAGUGGCCGCAGAUCUCCCUGCUGACCGAGAAUGACCGCCACUACCAUGUGCCCGUCUUUUAAGUCUGGCGAGGACCGGGCGCCCGCCAAUGACAGUGGUCACACCUGCCAGUAAAGUGUUUCUGGAAAACUGAAACGAGUGUUGCAGCCACCGAAGGAAUGAGGACCUUCUCUGGAGUCACAGGUACAUGGGACGCAGCAGGGCACAGGCGGCUUCUCUCUGUUCUUCAGCGAUUUCCUCCAAAGCAGCUGCACUAAUGCAUUUGUGGGUCGUGGUUUGACCUCGUUCGUAAGGGCUGUGGUCACCUCACACAUGGUGGGCCUUGACAAGCAUGAGAACGUUUAAUUUGGACAAGACCAACAACAGGAAAACAGAAAACGAGCAGGUUUUCCUACUAACCUAGAAAGAAUGAAUUCGUUUUCAUUAAGAAUCUUGUUUUUGGUUGAUUUUGGAUCCUCAUAAACAUGGCCUCAUUUUAGAAGCAUUAGUUUCCCAGGAAUCUAUGGUAUAUUGAUUUUCUAGAACCACUUGAUUAACUGUAAAAUUAUGUAUACACCCAUUUGUAUACAUGUAUAGUUUUAUAUCUACACAUAUAAACACAUACACACAAAUGACCACUACUUGGUAAUGUUGUACAAUUUGUAUUAUAUCUUUUUGCAUUUUUUAUUGUUGCCUCUGGCCAGUUUAAUAUGUUUUAUAUAGAUAAAAAUGAUAAAUUCUGUAGAUUAAGGAACUGAAUGACAGUUACUAGUAUUAAACUAUCAGGAAAAUAUUAAACUGUGGUGUAUUGACAUGUGUACUUAAUGUGGGGUAGAUAGAAUCAUGCCCCCCUUUCUCCGCUUUCCCAGAAAGAUGUUACAUCCUAAUCCCAGAACCUAUGAAUAUGUUGGGUUAAAACGCAGAGGAGAGUCAAGUUGCAGGUGGAAUUAAGGUACUAGUCUGCUGACCUUGUUAUAGGGAGAUUAGUCUGGGUUCUCCAGGGGAAGCCAAUAUAAUCACAAGAGGGGAUUGGAAGAGUGUCAAAGUCAGAGGGAAGUGAGAAAUCCGAAGGACAGUAGAGAGAAAUGCAACAUGCUGGUGUUGAAGAUGGGGGGAGGAGCCACAAGCCAAGGAAUGUGUGCAGCCUCCGGGAGCUGGAAAAGGCAAGGGAGAGGACUCCCCUGGAGCGUCCAGGAGGGAACACAGCCCUGCCAGUGCCGUGAGUUUAGCCAGUGACACCUGGGCCAGACCGCUGACCUCCAGAACUGUAAGAUAAUAAAUUUGUGUUGUUUCAGUAGCUGUUUUUGGGAAUGCGUUAUAGCAAGAAUAGACAUUUCUCGGGCUAAUUUUGGAAAUACUUUUCUAGUUUAUGUUGGUAAUUUUUAUUUUGGAGGUACUAUGCUAGUCUGUCGUGAAUUUCAAUAAAUACAAAAUAACUUUUCAAAUCUUGGCUACCGAUAUACUGGCCUCCUUGAUGUGUUCGAGGCUGACGUUUUCUCGCAUUUUCAUAUUGCUUCUACUAUAAAUAAAAAAAGGUAUGGUAAAUGGUGUGGUGUACGAAAAUAACACAGACUCUUGAAUAAUCACCUGUGUGUCCUACAUGAGCCAGAUGUCUAAUCGUACGUUGUGUUCUGCCUGCUGU